AAGAGUCCACACCAGCUCAACAUGGUUGGGGCUAAGAGUGCAUCAGCUCCAAGUCCGGUAAUGGGUCAGAUGCAUCCCAAUGAUGGAAUGCCAGGUGGACCAAUGCCACCUGGAUUCUUUCCGUUACCACCACAAGGUCAUAAUCCCAACAUGAUGGACACAGGACAGCCAUUUAUAUCACCGCGGUAUCCUGGUCCUCGUGGUCCCGUCAGAAUGCCUGCCAGCCAGCCCCCGACCCCUGUAGGAGUUGGGAAUUCUCCGUCAAUAAUGCCGAACUCAAUGGACUCGGUGAGGCAUCAACAAGGACAUCCAAAUAUGGGAAGCCCAAUGCGAAUGCCACAUCCCAGAAUGCCCAUGCAGCCUAAUUAUGGGCCAAUGCGGCCACCAAACAAUUCGAUGGGGCCAGGACCUGGUAUGCCGAUAUCCAUGGCUGGAGGUGGGGGUAGGCCCUGGCAAGCAAGCACACCGACGAUGAACUACUCUAAUUCUCCUCCUGUCAAUUUCUCUGGUCCACCAGGAGGAGGAGGCCCACCAGGAACACCGAUCAUGCCAAGUCCACAAGGCACACCGCAAGCACUCUCGUCAGAUCGACGAUUAUCACAGAAUAGUAACAGCCGACGAGGCUCACCUGGCUUGAUGGAAGGUAAUAGGAAACAAAGGAAACGAGAUUCAACUAACUCUGGAGAAAAUAUGUACCCUAUGAUGAAACCAGGAGGGGGAAAUAUGGGACCAGGAGGGAACAUGGGGCCAGGGAAUUUUCCAAUGGGUACCGGUCCUGAUGGACCAUUGUCCAUGGGAAGUCAGGAUGUGCCACCCAGCAUGAAUGGUAAGCAUACAGGGGAUCUGGACGGGAUGGGAAAGAGCUCGCCUAGCAAUGCCGCAGGUGCAACUGGACCAGGGACUCCGAGGGAAGGGGAUGGGGAGAUGGCGGGUCAAUUUUUACCACAUUUUCAAGACAAUGUAAGAACUGAAUCAGCUGUAAUUCAGAAAAUCAAAGAAUCCAUGCAAGAAGAGGCAAAACGGUUUGAAAAAGAUGGUGCGCCACCAGGUCCGCCCGACCAUCCUGACUACUUCAUGCAAUAGUCCCCUUUAUAUAUAUAUAUAUAUAAAUAUAUAUAUACACAUAUAUAAAUAUAUAUAUAUAUACAUAUA
Anneissia japonica is the source of this 1152-nucleotide messenger RNA. RefSeq names its product single-stranded DNA-binding protein 3-like. Bases 22 to 1083 code for a protein of 353 amino acids. Lineage: Eukaryota; Metazoa; Echinodermata; Crinoidea; Comatulida; Comatulidae. Gene Ontology annotation, biological process: positive regulation of transcription by RNA polymerase II. The transcript is spliced from 16 exons. Gene Ontology annotation, cellular component: nucleus. The record is from RefSeq and is a predicted model, not a curated record.